AUGGCCAUCGGCGUAGCCAUCAUAGGAAGCGGGAACUUCGCCCGCGAAGAACACCUGCCCGGCGUGCAAGCAUCGGAUGCAUUCGACCUAAAAGCCAUCUACUCGCGGUCCCUCACUUCAGCCCAAAUCCUCGCAACCGGGGUCUCCGGAAUCGACCUAUACUCGGAAGACGCAGGGCCGGGGAAGACUUACGAUGAUUUGCUGAGUCGGUCGGACAUUACGGCCGUUAUUAUAGCUCUCCCCAUCCUCGCACAGCCAGAGUUCAUCCGCAAGGCCCUGACAGCGGGGAAACAUGUUCUGUCCGAGAAGCCAAUCGCGAAGGAUCUAUCUGCAGCGCAGGACCUGAUCAACCUCCACAACUCCCGUAUCGUCAGCAGCAAGACUGUGUGGGCUGUAGCCGAGAACUGGCGCUACAUGAGCAAGUUUGUGCGGGCUGCGGAGGAAGUGCGGAGACUUGGUGGUGUGAAGAAUUUCCGGGUGGUCAUGAGGAGUAUGAUUAAGCCCGGGUCGAAGUAUCAUAAAACGGAAUGGCGUCGGAAACCCGAGUACCAGGGUGGGUUUGUUCUGGACGGCGGUGUUCAUGUUGUUGCUGCGCUGCGGUUGAUUCUGGGACAGAGUGAUGGUCUGGCGAUGGUUGCUGCGCAUUCGUCGUUGCGGCAGGAGCAUCUGGCCCCUGUUGAUACUGUUGAUGCGUUGGUUAAGACCCGGUCGGGCGCUACGGGUGUGCUGUCUGUCUCUUAUGGUUCGGAGAUCAAUGAUUCCCUUUUCGAGUUUACAUGCGCGGACGGUGUCGUGACGUUGGAUUUUGAUCGGUUGACGGUGAAUGGUGAGGGUUAUGAUGUGCCGUUUGAAGGCCGCGGUGUCAAUAAGGAGCUUGUUGAGUUCGCAGAGUCCAUAACCACUGGAGAUGGGAUUGCGACCCGCUUGCGACCGGAGGAAGCAUUGGCGGAUUUGGAGGUGAUGGAGGGCAUCUUCACUAGUAGCGAGAAGGCUGGGGAAAAUCGGAAUCUGCACCUGCAGAUUUGA
Aspergillus oryzae RIB40 is the source of this 1026-nucleotide messenger RNA. RefSeq names its product Gfo/Idh/MocA family protein. The transcript has 5 exons. Gene Ontology annotation, biological process: NADPH regeneration. The coding region runs from base 1 to 1026 and encodes 341 amino acids. Gene Ontology annotation, cellular component: cytoplasm. The record is from RefSeq and is a predicted model, not a curated record. NCBI's taxonomy places the organism in Eukaryota, Fungi, Ascomycota, Eurotiomycetes, Eurotiales, Aspergillaceae. Gene Ontology annotation, molecular function: oxidoreductase activity; nucleotide binding.